AAAUGAAAAUGAAGGCGGUGAUGCAAAAGAACAAGUCUUGAUUCUCGACAAGUCCAGAAGCACCUCAACUGAACAGACAGACGCCCAUUGCAUCCAUACUUCCAGAGUUCUCCAGAGUUUUUCUUACACACACACACACACACACAUUUAGCUUUAAAUGAAUUCCUCCAUCCCUCUCCCGUGCCUGCCUUGAGCUCAGCAAUCAAUCUAACAACAAAUUCUUAUCCGGCUGCUGUCAGAAACAGAAAACAGGAGGAUAUUACAUGAUGACGAUGAUGCUUUGCUCGCCAAGCCCCUCCUCGGUGGCUCCUCGCUCCUCCUUGUCGUCCCAAGCAGGCGCAGCCCCUCCAUUUGCUCUCAAUUCUCCUCCUCCCAACCUUCGUCUUUAUCCAAGAUGCUCCCGCUCCAAGCCUCUAACUUGGCCAGGGACAGGAGGAGGAGGAGAAGGAGGAGGAGGAGUGGUCAAGGCUAUGGCGUCUGAGAACAGUGACAAUCUCGAUCAUUUGCAAAGACAGAAUAACAAGCAGCAGCAGCCCAGGAAGAGAGCAUCCCCGCCGCCUUCCCCAAUUGGUUUAUGGGACAGGUUCCCGACGGCCAGAACAGUACAACAAAUGAUGGAAACCAUGGAGAGAAUGAUGGAAGAUCCGUUUGCAUACAACAGCGGAUGGGCAUCGCCUUCAGCGGCUGCGGAGCCCAGUGGAGGGUACAGCAGGGGAAGGACGCCAUGGGAGAUCAAGGAAGGCGAAUCGGAAUACAAGAUGAGGUUUGACAUGCCCGGAAUGACGAAAGAGGAUGUCAAGGUUUGGGUGGAGGAGAAGAUGCUGGUUGUCAGGGCAGAGAAGCUGCCCAAGACUCAAAGUGGGGACGAUGAGGAGGAGUGGUCUGCUAAGAGCUAUGGCAAGUACAGUUGUAGAAUAGCCCUGCCUGAGAAUGUGCAGUUUGAGAAAAUUAAGGCUGAGGUUAAGGACGGUGUCCUGUAUAUAAUUAUACCAAAGGCAACUAGCAGUGCCAAGGUUUUUGACAUAAAUGUUCAAUGACAGACAGAGAUCAUCAUUUGAUCAUCAAGUGGCCUGCCUGACUGCCUGCCACAAAAAGAAACAAAUCAAAGAUGAAUAAUGAGAAAUGUUUUGCAGUUA
This is a messenger RNA of Andrographis paniculata, 1136 nucleotides long. RefSeq names its product small heat shock protein, chloroplastic-like. The transcript has 2 exons. NCBI's taxonomy places the organism in Eukaryota, Viridiplantae, Streptophyta, Magnoliopsida, Lamiales, Acanthaceae. Bases 264 to 1037 code for a protein of 257 amino acids. The record is from RefSeq and is a predicted model, not a curated record. Gene Ontology annotation, biological process: response to heat.